CUUCCAUAGGUUGCAUGCAAAUUAAUUGUCACAUUUCUUCAAUACCAAUUUCUUACAAUCUUAUCAGUUUCAUAUUAGUUGUUAAUUUGUUUGUCCUUAAUGGCCAACGUUAGAGGUACUCCAAGGUAUGGAGUAAUAAGACCUGUGGCACGCCCUUCUGUUGUUGAAGAUAUUGUACCUAAUUCUGCAUGGACAGAGGACUCUGCUGCCCAUUAUCUUGUAGUGGAUCUUCCUGAAUUUGUGAAGGAAGAUGUGAAGCUUCAGGUUGAUAGCAGUGGCCGUAUUGUUGUCAAGGGAGAAAGGCAAGCAAGUGAGCAGAAACGUGUUCGUUUUCACCUGAGUUUUCCAGAACCAAAUGAUUCUGAGAUUGAUAACAUAGCCGGAAAAUUCGAUGGGGGAAUCCUUUACGUGACUCUCCCCAAGCGAAUUGUACAAGAGAAUAAUAAAGAAAGCGACACUGAGAAAGCUGGAAUCCAUGAUGUUAAAAGAGCAGAAGAAAUUGAUAGCCAUACAACCAAUGCAGAUGAUGACAGUAGAGAUCAUAAUCAACAUGUUGGUCAUGUAGAACGCGAAGAUGAUCAUAAUCAACACGUUGGUCGUGUAGAACACGAAGAUGAUCAUAAUCAACAUGUUCGUCAUGUAGAACACGAAGAUGAUCAUAAUCAACAUGUUGGUCAUGAAGAACAUGAACAUAAACAAAUUGAAAAUGCACACAUGAGAGAUUUUUCUGAACAAGUAAUGAGGAAGUGGGAUCAAGAAACCAUGUUAAGAAGUGCAUUGGAUGUUUUGAUGAAAAACAAAGGAAUUGUUGCAACAGCUGUUAUAGCCUUCUCCUUGGGGAUGUAUGUAUCUAGCAAAUUUCAAUUUUCAGAAGCACCAUAAGUAGUCCUUUGACCUGCAUCAAUUAAUAUAUAUUCACCACUUCAAGUCAAAAGUUCCUUUCAAAUGUAUCUAUAGAACAUCAACAAAGUAUCAUACAUAUAUUCAAACUUUAAAUAUAUAUUUUAUGUAUCUUGUUUGUUUCCAAUCUUCACAUCUACAUCCAUAAUAUGAUAUAAUUUUAUGUCA
Messenger RNA from Medicago truncatula (barrel medic), 1068 nucleotides. RefSeq lists its product as uncharacterized. The transcript has 2 exons. The record is from RefSeq and is a predicted model, not a curated record. The coding region runs from base 100 to 882 and encodes 260 amino acids. NCBI's taxonomy places the organism in Eukaryota, Viridiplantae, Streptophyta, Magnoliopsida, Fabales, Fabaceae.